Psilocybe cubensis is the source of this 1818-nucleotide messenger RNA. RefSeq lists its product as uncharacterized. The record is from RefSeq and is a predicted model, not a curated record. NCBI's taxonomy places the organism in Eukaryota, Fungi, Basidiomycota, Agaricomycetes, Agaricales, Agrocybaceae. The transcript is spliced from 4 exons. Bases 1 to 1818 code for a protein of 605 amino acids.
AUGGCUGUCACUUUUCGCCGUCGAACUCUUUCGCGGCUUUUCUUCUUUACAGUCACCGCUCUUUUUGUCAAGCUAGUUUUCUUCCCCUCCCAGUCACCGGCCAAGUCCAAUUCGAAUGCCCAUCAAAUCCAGAGCCAUAACUUCAUAGAACGUGCAACACGUUCGGACAAGUCGCUCAAUGUGCAGCGUCAUCCAUUUUUGCAGGCGAGGAUGGGCAGGGAUGAGAAGGAGGACAUUUUUUCAGGGCUUGUGAGGAACGGUGUCAGGGAUUACUGGGAGCGCUUCCAACUACCAUACAUCGUGAACAAGGAGACGUCGUCUAUGGACGCUCAGCACGUCCUGGGGGCCAUUGACCAGCUUCUGUCGCUGAAUGGCUGGGUGGCCGCACACUGCCCGACGCUAACACGUCCAUUUGGCCAGAACAAACGGGAAAAUGCAUACGACGACCUCAUCCGCGAAGACCAUCUCUACUACGUGGCAAUCAUCAUCCACUCCGCGGACCACUUCCUCGUCGACCAACUCGCUGUCAUCGUGCAAAUGGCGAAACGCCUGGGCACAAACAAUUUGUUUGUGUCCAUGCUAGACUACGAUUCGAACGACUCGACCGAGACGCUGACGGAUUUGUGCGAGGCAGUUCUGACGCUACUUGGGGUGCCGUUUAGGAUUAGGAGGGUGCCAGGCAUGACGGAAGAUCCAGCGGCGGCGUAUUACCCGCUCGAGGAGGCAUACAUGCGUAACCUUGCGCUGGAGCCGCUGCAUGAACUGCAAGCGAAGAGGAGUAUCAAAUUCUCAAGGGUGGUCUGGCUGAAGGGCUUCACAUGUCCUAAUGACCUACUGGAGACUAUCAAAAUCAGCUUUGCCAACGACGCGGCCAUGGUCUGUGGCAUGGAUUGGGCGGAGCAUAAUGGCUUUUUCAUUUUCUCUGAUAGGUGGCGGACCCGCGACAUCGAAGGUGACCAGUUCCGCCAAUCCAAAUCCUCGUCCAAGCCCGACGGCGUGCCCCCGCGCGACCAGCAGGGCGCGCUGCGUUAUGCCCAGCAUCUUCCUUUCCAGGUCUUCUGCUGCGAGUCAGGCACGCACGUCGUCGAUCCGGCACAAUCAUACUACCGCGGCAUCGCAUACCGCGCGGGCACCGACUUCCAGAACCUCAGCCGCUCCGAGAGCGUGCCUGUGCGUUCACCCGACGCGCCAUGUCUCGACAGUAGCCAAGCAUGGUUCUGCAGAGACCUAUGGGUGCGCAGCGCGCGUGAUGCAAUGGAGGAGGUGGACCGCUCGAAUCUCGUUGGUGCGCGCAAGCGACGACGCAGCGUCGAGGAGAUUGCGGCGCGCGACCCGCUUAUGGAGGGGCGUGACGCGGUGAAGGUCAAGGUCGGGCAGGCAGAGGAAGAGGUGGACGAUGACGCGGCGGAUAGGAGGAAGCAGGGGAACGGCAAGGUUGAUCCAGACGCGAAUGCGGGCUCUGACUACGAUGCUAUGCCGGACGAGGACGGCGGCGAGGACGUUCCCCCUGCGGACGGGAACACGCUGUUGAUACCCAACUCAGUGUUCAGGCCUGCGCGGAUUUUGGUCAAUCCUAGGUGUCCGACAACGUAUGCGGGUGUGAGUCAUACGCAGCUGGCGCGGGAUCUGUUUGGAGAGGGCGAUGAUGAUUCGUUGAGUGCAGCUGGGAAGUAUGUGUUGGAUGAUUGGGAAGGUGCUCCAGAGAGCUUUGUGUGCCAGGAACAAAAACAAACGGGGGGCAGGAAGGCGACGAAAUCGCAACGACGACUUGGUUUCUCCAUACAUGACGAGGUCCAGAAACUGCUCGGACAACAUUAA